AUGACGACCAGACCUCUGUCAAUCCGCCUCGUUAAUACCAUCCGCUCAUAUUCAACCCGCACCAACCAAACCCUCUCCCUCCCCGAUGGCCGCACCCUCAGCUACGCCGAGUACGGCACUCCAACAGGCACACCCCUACUCUACCUCCACGGCUUCCCCUCCUCCCGCCUCGAAGCCUCCGCAUUCGACCCAAUCGCCAAGCGCCGAAACCUCCGCAUAAUCGCCCCAGACAGACCCGGAUACGGCCAGUCCACAUUCCAACCGGGACGCCAGAUACCCGACUACCCCGCCGACGUGCACUCCCUCGCCGACCACCUCAAGCUGCCCAGUUUCGCUGUCCUAGGCGGAUCCGGCGGCGGUCCGUAUGCCCUCGCAUGCGCGCACUCAUUACCGCCCGACCGGCUAUCCGGCGUUGGGGUCCUCGCGGGCGCGGGGCCCUGGAGUGCCGGGAUGCAGUAUGUCUCUUUGGCACGACGGCUAACGUCGCUAGCGGCGACAUAUACACCGGUUGGAUUCCGGGUCAUAUUGGACGGGCUCGUCAGUACUCUACGAUGGACCGUAACAACCGGCCCCGCAACGCGAUGGAUAGACGCCUGGCUUGAGAAACAAGCGACCUCGGAAAAGGGGACCCUGAGUAUAGAAGAGCGCCGGCAGAUGGUGCUAGACAUGUCCUUUGAGGCGUUUGCGCAGGGGAGUGGUGCGACCGUGCAAGAGGCUGUUCUGUUAUCGCAUGCUUGGGGAUUCAAGUUUGAGGAUGUGGUCUAUGACAAGGUGCGCAUUUGGCAUGGGGUCAGGGAUAAGAAUGCGCCGAUUGAGAUGAUUCGGUAUAUGGCGGGGCGGAUGCCGCAUUGUGUGUUGACGGAGUUUGAUGAUUCGCAUUAUACGCUUGCGAGGCAUAUUGAACGGAUUUUGGAGGAGUUGGUUCCUGUUUGA
Molecule: messenger RNA, 933 nt
Organism: Aspergillus puulaauensis
Lineage: Eukaryota; Fungi; Ascomycota; Eurotiomycetes; Eurotiales; Aspergillaceae
Product: alpha/beta fold hydrolase
Exons: 1
Coding region: 1-933 (310 amino acids)
Source: RefSeq, a predicted model, not a curated record